CUUGAUCUUUGCUACAUUCUCCAACGACUGAGUGAGACACGAGCUGAAGGAAAGAGAAGAAGAAAAAAGACGCUACCGUCAGCAAAGACGAAUAUUUUGUCGUUCAAUUAUCUACGUGUUCGGCAAUGGCCUCUUCCAAGGAAAUGCAAACAUCAGCGAGGCCAUUGACCCAACACCGUCAAUCCAUCUCCUCCGGCUCGUCGUCUUCCUUGGGCGCUGCGAGACCAUUUUCUCAUUCUCGCAACAACUCCCACACAUACUCCGCCUUGUCCGGCGCCCUCAAUGCCGCCCAUCGUGUAACACGUCGGAAGAGCAUGACCAACACCGCCGCUAAUGUCGCAGCCGUCGCAGCCGCCCUCGAGGAAGCCGGCGACAAGGUCGGACCCCUCCCCAUCGCCGUCAAUUCACGUCGCGGUACCAUGUCGAAGUCCGCCGCCGCGAGAUCAGCUAUCAUCGGUAGCUUACCCUCUCCGCCAGCCAGCUUGCCAACGCACAGGUUCUCCAUGAGCAUGAAGCCUGAGGGCUUGGAGGACGCUAUCGAUGACGAUUCGAACGAUAUGUCGGCCGACGAAGGGGAGGGAGGGCCGCAGAAAACUCGCAUUAGGCGGGCGAGCGACGGUCAGCCCCUGACGAAGGAGGGCAAAAAGAGCAACCGAAUUGAGCUCCGCUGCGAUAAGUGUGGGAAAGGAUACAAGCAUAGCAGCUGCUUGACCAAGCAUUUGUGGGAACAUACUCCCGAGUGGUCCCUCACGUCAAAGCUGCUUAUAUCCAAGCAUCAACAAGUUCAACUGCUCGAGGCGGCCUCGGUUCUCGUAGCCAUGAACAUCGACGAUGCAACCACCCCACCUGACUCGGCCAAAGAUUUCGCCAGCGACCCCGAAUCGGCCUCCCCUACCGCAUCGGGCUAUUCGGAACUUCACGACGACGUUCGCAGCUCCGCUGAUACCACCCCACCACCACAACCGGAGGCUUUCAGCGUGAGCAAUACUCUCGCAUACCGGACAGCGCCAAAGAGGAGCAGCAACGGAAGUAGUUAUUCGCGGUCUUUCCAGUCGGCGAUAUCGGGCUCAUUCUUCCCAGGCAGCGUACCUAACGGGAAUGCGUUCGGCCACAUCCGACAUGCAAGCACAGACCGACGCCCUCCAUCUUCUGGUAUGAACAGCACCGGCCAGGACGAUCGCGACCUUGCUGCAGCGGUAGAGCUACUCAGCUGUAGCUUUGGCAGCAACGGGGGGGGCCGUGAUGCUAGGUUGCCUAACGACGCCCCCCCGGUACCGCCGCUUCCUGCCCAAUAUCUCGACCAUGCAGCCUUUACUAGUACGAGUUUCAUCAAUAGUUUCCCAUCCGGCCAAAUGCCGGAGAGUUUCACCCGAGGUGAGCUCCGGCACACAGAAGACGUGAAGAUGGAAGACAGCGAGAGCAGCGUUAUGGACGAAGACGAGGGUGAUCUGCGCUCUGGGACGCGUAGCAGCGAGGAUGACGACGAGAUGAUGUUUGGCCGUAUGGAGGAUUAAACUCUAGAUCGUUCGCUCGAGAGAUGACAUGAAACGAAUCAUGGCGUUCUGUUGAUUUCCUUUGUGUAUCGUCGUAUAUCAAAUUUUGUAAACGAGGUGGUUCGCUCCGCGGCCGAAAUCUCAGCACCGAAGA
Annulohypoxylon maeteangense is the source of this 1647-nucleotide messenger RNA. RefSeq lists its product as uncharacterized. Bases 126 to 1514 code for a protein of 462 amino acids. NCBI's taxonomy places the organism in Eukaryota, Fungi, Ascomycota, Sordariomycetes, Xylariales, Hypoxylaceae. The transcript has 3 exons. The record is from RefSeq and is a predicted model, not a curated record.